CCUCGACAUCCUCGAAUAUCCAACCAUCAUUAUCCUGUUUAUACCAUCACAACUUCAACUCAUCCGACCUAUUUGCACAUUCCAUCAAAGACGCAUCCUCGCAUCAUGUCCAAGAAAGGCCUCUCCCUCGACGAAAAGAAGAUCAAAAUGCUCGAGAUCUUCCACGAGACGAAAGACUUUUAUCAAUUGAAAGAACUCGAAAAGAUCGCUCCCAAAUCUAAAGGGAUCGUGCAACAAUCGGUAAAAGACGUCCUCGAUGACCUUAAAGGCGAUGGACUGGUAGACUUUGAUAAGAUCGGAACUAGUAACUACUUUUGGAGCUUCCCUUCGGCCGCUGGAGCUAUCAAAAAAGCCAAGCUCGAGAAAGAUCAAGCUGAACUCCAAGCCCUCACUACCAAAUUGGAAGAGCUUGAAGCGUCUUAUAGCGCCGAGCUGUGUGGGAGGGAAGAUAACCCCGAACGCGCCGACCUCCUCGCCCAGCUCGCCUCCCUGACCACGACCUCCACUCAGCUCAAAGUCGAGCUCGAAGCUUACGGAGCGGCCGACCCGAUCAAGAUGGAGACCAAACGACAGGCUAUCGAGCUUGCCAAGGAGGCUUGCGUGCUUUGGACCGCCGCGAUACAGAUAACGCUCAGAUCUUGUACAAGUUGUUGAGGGAUCACGGGGUCUCCGAGGAGGACAUCGUCAACGGAUUCGGCCUGGGUCCGGGUUGGGACGAAGUUCCCGGCCUCUCUUAGAUUCAAGGUCGGAGCCUCGAACGGGUCACGGCUCGUGUGCAUCUAUGUUAUGUAUAUACCUUGCCGUCGAUACCUUUCGGGACGAACGCAGGCAAGA
This is a messenger RNA of Filobasidium floriforme, 834 nucleotides long. Its product is annotated as meiotic nuclear division protein 1. The transcript has 10 exons. The record is from RefSeq and is a predicted model, not a curated record. The coding region runs from base 106 to 654 and encodes 182 amino acids. Gene Ontology annotation, biological process: reciprocal meiotic recombination. NCBI's taxonomy places the organism in Eukaryota, Fungi, Basidiomycota, Tremellomycetes, Filobasidiales, Filobasidiaceae. Gene Ontology annotation, molecular function: double-stranded DNA binding.